Messenger RNA from Dendroctonus ponderosae (mountain pine beetle), 1417 nucleotides. RefSeq names its product alpha-N-acetylgalactosaminidase-like. The coding region runs from base 53 to 1276 and encodes 407 amino acids. Gene Ontology annotation, molecular function: alpha-galactosidase activity. The transcript is spliced from 9 exons. Gene Ontology annotation, biological process: glycosylceramide catabolic process; oligosaccharide metabolic process; glycoside catabolic process. The record is from RefSeq and is a predicted model, not a curated record. NCBI's taxonomy places the organism in Eukaryota, Metazoa, Arthropoda, Insecta, Coleoptera, Curculionidae. Gene Ontology annotation, cellular component: cytoplasm.
AUAAAGGCCAUGAAAAAACAGUCCGAUUUGCACUGCGCUUUAGUUCAUUAUUAUGAAAAGUCUGACUCUCCUAAUUUCAUUCGGCUUGAUACAACAAGUUUGGGGGCUGGAUAAUGGACUUGCCCUAACGCCGCCAAUGGGGUGGCUGAGCUGGGAGCGAUUUCGGUGUCUCGUCGAUUGCGACUUGUAUCCAGAUGAAUGCAUUAGCGAAGCCCUAUUCAAGCGAACGGCCGACCGAUUGGCCAGCGACGGCUACUUGGAGGCUGGAUACGAGUACAUUAUCAUCGAUGAUUGCUGGGCGGAUAAGCAACGAGAUGCCGACAAUCGGCUACGGGCUGAUCCAGAUCGAUUUCCAAACGGAAUUGCGCCUCUGGCAGAAUAUGUGCACAAUUUGGGUCUAAAAAUGGGCAUCUAUGGAGAUUAUGGUACGCUAACAUGUGGAGGGUAUCCUGGAAGUAUUGACCACUUGCAACUGGAUGCUGAAACAUUUGCGGAAUGGGGCAUCGACUAUUUGAAACUCGAUGGAUGCUACGCAUCGACCGCCGGAAUGGAAGAAGGCUACGCCAAAAUGUCCAGGUAUUUGAACGAAACUGGACGCCCCAUUGUGUUCUCCUGCAGCUUUCCUGCUUACGAACAGUUGGAUACGAAUUACUCCAGAGCAGUGGACAUUUGCAACCUUUGGAGAAACUACGACGAUAUUGACGAUUCCUGGGAAUCCGUAAGCGAUAUUUUCCAGUGGUUCAGCGACAAUCAGGACUAUUUGAGGCAGUUUGCCGGUCCUGGGCACUGGAACGAUCCAGACAUGUUGAUAAUCGGGAACUUUGGGCUCAGCCUGGAGCAGUCCAAAGCGCAAAUGACCAUCUGGUCCAUAAUGGCGGCGCCUUUGAUCAUGUCCGUGGACCUGGACACGGUUAAACCCCGAUUUAAGAACAUUCUGCUCAACAGGAAUGCGAUCAGGAUCAAUCAGGACCCAUUGGGGAUUCCUGGAGAACUGGUGUCUAACAUUAGUGACAUUCUGCUGUGGAGGAAGUCCUUGAGUGGAAACGGGGUGGCUUUGGGCGUGGUCAGCACCCGAGUAGACGGUUACCCCUAUCGCUACGAGAUUCCUUUAAUAGAUUUUCUGGACGGUGACAGAGAAUACCAUAUAGUGGACGUUUUUGCGGAUAUUGAUGGCCAAAAACGCAGUGUGCAUUUGGGGAGUGUCAAUAUUACGGUUCGAGUGCCCCCAACAGGUGCGGUUCUCUUGCUGAUUACACCCGUGGAGCUAAUGAAUUGACCGACUUGUCUACAAGCAUAAUUUGAAGACUUUUUACCAGCAAAUGAAUAACAACCCUGCCGGCCACUAGCUAAAUGUAUUUUCGCACUUUAACUGAGGCCAGUAUCUUUAUUGCUGUAAUAUAAAACAUGCACACAUCGA